AUGGACCAUUUAUUGGUUGUUCUGACCUCGACGAACCGCCUCCUGCUGUUGCCGUUUGUCUCUCGAUUUUUGUUAUCAGUCGAGUGCUAUUGUUGCAUAUAUAGCAAAUUGGAAGAAAAAAUCCCUACAGCUUCCCUAAAUCUGUUUGUCAGCAGGCAUAGCUGUACAUCAUUGUUGGUUUGGUUUGGUUUGAUUGAAACAAGUGUAUGA
Lactuca virosa is the source of this 210-nucleotide messenger RNA. The record is from the annotation of a GenBank genome assembly. NCBI's taxonomy places the organism in Eukaryota, Viridiplantae, Streptophyta, Magnoliopsida, Asterales, Asteraceae.